Molecule: messenger RNA, 1590 nt
Organism: Scheffersomyces coipomensis
Lineage: Eukaryota; Fungi; Ascomycota; Pichiomycetes; Serinales; Debaryomycetaceae
Exons: 1
Coding region: 1-1590 (529 amino acids)
Source: RefSeq, a predicted model, not a curated record
AUGGUCAAGUUCGAUAGAUUAAAGGUUUACAAUUUUGUGACAAGCUUUCGAUUCAAGUUUACUGUCUAUUUUUUACUUGUAGCGUCUUUGAUUAUCGGUUCUGUCGUUUAUACUACAAGUUUCAAUGGAGCUACUUGUGCUUAUGUUAAAAUUGAAGAAGGUGCUGCUAGUCUUGCUGAAGUUGCUGUUAGAUUGAAUGUCUUAGAAGUUAAUGAAAAUUAUGAUGCUACUACUUUAAAAUUUCCAGUAUUAAUUUUCAAACAUUCCGAUCGUGAAAACUUUACAAAUAUUCCAACUUUAGAUGAUUUCAGAAAGUAUUAUGAGUCUGAUGAUAUCGAGUUUGGAGAUGAUUUGAUUGAUUCAGAUCAUAAAUUUAGAUUGGAUGUUGCUGAAGGUAAGACAUUAAAUGAAGAUGAAUUAUACAACGACUACCUCAUGCUCUAUAACUCAACCUUGAAAGGAAAACCACAUAUGCGUGCUAGUUUCAAAGUCAAGAGAUCAGGAUUAUAUUGUGCUUAUAUAGCCACUCCUGCCAUUGAUGGUCCUAAGAGAGCUCUCUUGUUAGGAAUUGCCUUCAAAAAUUCAUUUGGUGAUCUCAGUUAUUAUGCUCAUUUACUUUCUUCUCAAAUGAAAUAUUUUUUUGGUAUUGGUAUUGUUAUUGCAGUCUACUUUCAAUUCUACACUCUAAGAUUCAGAAAUGAAAGAGACAGCUACUUCAGUUCUAAAUCUAUUUCACUGGUUUCUUUAAGUAUUAUAAGACUAUUUACUUUGAAGGCGUUUUUGGAUAUAUUUCAAUUAAUCGGUCUCAAUACAUCAAAUCAUGAGAUUCUUUCCAUUUCUUUGUUAAGUAUUUUCGUCAUGUAUAACACGAUAUUGGAAAUUUAUAUCUAUUCGGGCGUACUUGAUGUUGCUUUAGGUUAUGGUACUAUUGUUGCAAUAAAUAAUAAGAGUCAUUUCAACGAACCUAUAGUAAUGAAGUAUACAGCAUUGACACUGAUUACUAUAUUUGUAACGUUGCUGGGGAUGGUUAAUUAUGGUGGUCCAAAUCUUUUUAGUAAUUCAUAUUCAGCUAGAUUUUUCUCAAACAAGACGAUGGAUUUAUUAUUUAUUUCAGCUCAAUUGUUACCAAUUGUGUGGAAGGUUCUCAUUCUUGCAAGUUUUAGACGUACAAAGAAAGCUAUGUUAAACAAUAAUGAUAUUCAAUAUUUGAAACCACUCAAACAUUCAUUAGCUUUCUUGAUUGUCUCUCCUAUUAUCUUCACUGCUCUUACAAGCUUUGUGUUCAAUACUAGUUUUAUUCAAGUAUUGUUAUUCAAUCCUUUAUAUGAUAUCCCUGCCACUAUCAUGAGACUCAGAGUGGUAUACUUUGAUCUCGUAAAUACAAGUGUAUCAGAAGUAAUAAGAUUUGAUCCAAAUCUUAACUUGGCCAGUAUGUGGAGUCAAUAUUUAACUUUCUAUGCUAAUGCUAUUUUCUUAUUCGUUAUGUGGGUCAAGAAUAACAAGGGGUUAUUGUAUGUGGUUGAAGAUGUUGAAGCAAAAUAUGAACCAUUAGACGGUGAUGUAAAGGAAGAGGAAGAGAAUGAAGAGUGA